AUGGAGGAUCAUAGAACAGCAGCUAGACUGGUGCCAAAAGGUGGUUUUAUGGCAAACAUUGAUUUAAAAGAAGCCUAUUUUUUAUUGCCUAUUUCAAUAACACAUCGUAAAUAUUUGCGCUUUAUAUUUGAAGGAAAUUGUUUUGAGUUUAACGCUCUGCCUUAUGGUUUAUCUGCAGCCCCUAGAGUUUUCACUAAGCUAAUGAAAGAAGUGGUAAACUAUUUGCGGAGUAAGGGUCUCAGGUCUGUAAUAUAUUUAGACGAUAUAUUAUGUAUAGGGGAUACCUAUUCCGAGUGUCAAUCAAAUGUUACAAAAACAAUCGAGUUGUUGAAUUGCCUCGGAUUUGUCAUAAAUUAUGAAAAAAGCAAUCUAGAACCACGACAAAUUUGUAAAUUUCUCGGCUUUAUUUAUAACACAAUUGAUAUGUCAUUAAGCUUACCAGCAGCUAAGCGAAUUACUAUCAUAAAAUUAGUUAAAAAAUUUAGUUCCCUACCGCAAUGUUCCAUCAGAGAACUAUCGCAAUUCAUUGGCGUGCUGACCGCAGCAUGCCCAGCAGUAAAAUACGGCUGGUUGUAUACCAAAUCCCUCGAGCGACAAAAAUAUUUAGCACUCCAAAAACAUGGAGACUUCGAAGCUCGCAUAAAACUAUCCGAUAUCGUUUUACCCGAUUUACUGUGGUGGGAACAAAAUAUAAUGUCAACAUGUAAUGUUUUAAGAUAUGAUAACAAUUAUUCCUUAGAAAUAUAUACAGAUGCCUCCCGAACUGGCGGGGGAGCAUUUUGUAAUGGCAAACGCGUGAAUGGUGGGUGGAAAGAUGAUGAAUUAUCUUUUCAUAUUAAUCACUUAGAAUUAUUGGCAGUCUUCUUAAGUUUAAAAUGUUUUGCUAGCAAACAUUGUAACUGCUCUAUAUUAUUGCGUGUCGACAACACAACUGCUUUAUGCUAUAUUAACCGAAUGGGUGGUAUUCGGUUCCCGCGUUUACAUCAGUUGGCAAAAGAUAUUUGGCGGUGGUGUGAGAAGCGAAACAUUUCCCUCCUUGCAUCUUACAUAAAUACGCGUGAAAACGUGGAAGCUGAUGCAGAAUCACGUAAAAUCAACGUAGACACAGAGUGGGAACUAUCUAAUUGGGCCUUCCAAAAGAUAGUUCACACUCUGGGUGAACCAGAAAUUGAUCUUUUCGCAUCUCGCACUAACACAAAAUGCUGCCAAUAUAUAUCUUGGAAACCAGAUCCUGAUGCAAUCACAGUCGACGCUUUCACUGUUAAUUGGCAUCCCUACUCCUUCUAUGCAUUCCCACCGUUUGCACUUAUUCUAAAAUGUUUGCGAAAAAUAAUAAACGAUAAUGCUACUGGCAUUCUAGUUUUCCCCUAUUGGCCAGGCCAAGCAUGGUUCCCCUUACUCAAACGAAUGAUCAUCUCAGAUAUUGUAAUUUUUGAACCUAAAAAAGAUAUUUUACGUUCAAAUUUCAGAUCUCAUCACCGGCUUCAUCGCAGCCUUAAGCCUUUCCCUGGGGGCCGCGCUGCUCUCAGGGAAGCAUUUACAAGAUUAAAUACACCGGAGGUAGCCCUGGAUCUUAUGUUAGCAUCUAUUUCCCACAAUACCAUGAAACAAUAUUCAUCUACUUAUAAAUUAUGGUGGUCUUUCUGUGAGAAAACCUCAAUUGAUAGUUUCGAAGCCCCCAUAUCAUCAGUAAUAGUAUUCUUAGUUAAUUUAUUUAAUGAAGGCGCAUCCUACGGCGCCCUUAAUAGUCACCGAUCAGCCCUAUCUUUACUCCUCGGGAAUAAUAUAGGUUCUGAUGAGCGUAUCAAACGACUUUUAAAGGGCAUGUAUAAACAAAAGCCAUCCCGUCCUAAAUAUGCUACUACUUGGGAUCCCAAAAAGGUACUAGACCAUAUUUCCAGUUGGUAUCCGAAUAAUGAAAUAAAUUUAACUCAACUCACAAAAAAGUUAGCAAUAUUAUUAGCUCUGUGUACUUCACAAAGAGUACAAACACUAUCUGUUAUUAAAAUUUCCAACAUCAAUAAGACUCCUACUGGAAUAAAGAUUUUAAUAUCAGACAUUAUAAAAACCUCCGCAGCCAAUCGAGAACAGCCUGUACUUUGGCUGCCUUAUUUUUUAGAUAAUCCAUGCAUAUGUCCAGCAACAACCCUUGAAGAUUAUCUUUCAGUUACAGCCGUAUCUCGAACAGAUGAUAACGAUAAUCUAUUCUUGAGCCAUAAAAAACCGUUCAAAAAAGUUUCUUCUCAGACUAUAAGUAGGUGGAUAAAGCAGGUUCUUGCAGAGAGCGGCAUUGACGUCACCAUAUUUAGUGCUCAUAGCACUCGUCACGCCUCCACCUCGGCAGCGGCCUCUGCAGGAGAGAGAUUGAGACCAUAAGAAGGACAGCUGGCUGGUCUAGCUCGUCUUUGACAUUCGCUAGGUUUUAUAACCGUCCAGUGGUCGAUUUAGAUACAUAUGCAAGAUCAGUAUUUGCUGUUGAUUAAAUAUUUAUAUAAUGAUUCACGCUAAAUAAUUAAUCAAAAUGUUGUAUAUUGAUUUAUCAUAAGAAGUUUGAAAUUAUGUUUUUUGGUUAUAAAAUAAAAGUUUUCUUCUGUAUAUCUAUGUUUUACUAACAUAACUCUGAACAUCUACCUGGUAAACUGUAUCUGAAGAAUGAAGCGACGACAUAUAAUAUAAGAUCAAACGAACUUCUGGAAGUGAAGUUCGAUCAUUAUUAUAUGAGUCGCUUCAUUCGAAGAUACAGGCUUCCCUCCCACCCAUACCCUAGAAUAAAACUUUUAUUGUAUUGUAUUUAUAUUCUCUAAACAAGAAUGACUUGAACAUUCAACCGUCACUAUAUUGAGAAAAAAAAAAAAAAAAAAAUGUGGGUAUUCGAUUAAAAA
Molecule: messenger RNA, 2882 nt
Organism: Helicoverpa zea (corn earworm)
Lineage: Eukaryota; Metazoa; Arthropoda; Insecta; Lepidoptera; Noctuidae
Exons: 2
Coding region: 1-2376 (791 amino acids)
Biological process (GO): DNA recombination; DNA integration
Molecular function (GO): DNA binding
Source: RefSeq, a predicted model, not a curated record